GUCCCUGCUAUAAGUGGCACGCCGGGCGGGUAAGCGGCGGCGCGCGGCGACCCCCGCAGCAGCUCCGAACCUUCUCCCAGCCGGCGCAGGAAGCUCACCGGGAAGCCGGUGCAAAACCCCCAAGAUCACACACACACACACCCCAGCUACAAAUCCGUCCGCCAGCCCCCGUCGACAUCCCUCACUCCCCCAUGCGCACCGGCAGCUCACCGAUCCCCGGAGCCGCUACUGCUAUAAAUACAAAGCUUCCCCGGCGGUGGUCUAGCCGGCCAUGGCGGCAGUCGGAGCGCACCCAGUGCUGUACCACCACCCGGCGCCGGCGGGCGACGCCUCCUCCAUGUCCUCCUACUUCUCCCACGGAGGCAGCUCCACCACCUCCAGCUCUGCGUCCAGCUUCACCGCCGCGCUCGCGCCGACGACGACGGCGCUCGCCGAGCAUUUCGACAUCUCCGAGUUCCUCUUCGACGACGCUGCGGGCGCUGGGGUCGCCGGCGCGCCAGGUGUGUUCGCCGAUGGCGCGGCCCGCCCCGUCGUCCUGCCGGUGCCGGAUGCCGCUGGUGGUGGUGCAAUUAUCGGCGCAGCCGCUGGGGGCGCGGCUGCGGCGUCGGAGGUGCCAGAGCGGCCGCGGACGACGCGGAUCGCGUUCCGGACGAGGUCGGAGAUCGAGAUCCUGGACGACGGCUACAAGUGGAGGAAGUACGGCAAGAAGUCCGUCAAGAACAGCCCCAACCCAAGGAACUACUACCGGUGCUCGACGGAAGGGUGCAACGUGAAGAAGCGGGUGGAGCGGGACAAGGACGACCCCAGCUACGUGGUGACGACGUACGAGGGGAUGCACAACCACGUCAGCCCCAGUACGGUGUACUACGCCAGCCAGGACGCCGCCUCCGGCCGCUUCUUCGUCGCCGGCACGCAGCCACCGGGCUCCCUCAACUGAUCCCCGGCGGCCCAUCGCGACGUACGGUCCGCUCCACCCUACCACCGCACCUAUCUGGUUUCGACUCCCAGAUGGCAGGCUGGCAGCUAGCUAGUCGGCGGUAUACACUAGUAAGUAGUAGUAGGAUAGGCCGGCCGACACCCGAUAGGUGAUCGGCUGGUGGGUCGGUUUCCCGAGGUGGAUUUCUCGUUUGGGUUUCUAGCACACCCCUCCGCUCCUCCCUCUUUUCCCCGUCCUUUUCCUGCUCCGAUCAUGGAAAGGGCCGGCGGCUGGCUGGCUGGCUGGCUGUUGCGAUCGAAUAGUAUGUAGUGGUGGUGGUGCUGCUGU
Zea mays is the source of this 1264-nucleotide messenger RNA. Its product is annotated as probable WRKY transcription factor 50. Gene Ontology annotation, molecular function: sequence-specific DNA binding; DNA-binding transcription factor activity. Gene Ontology annotation, biological process: regulation of DNA-templated transcription. The coding region runs from base 272 to 937 and encodes 221 amino acids. The record is from RefSeq and is marked validated. NCBI's taxonomy places the organism in Eukaryota, Viridiplantae, Streptophyta, Magnoliopsida, Poales, Poaceae. The transcript has 3 exons.